This is a messenger RNA of Physella acuta, 2240 nucleotides long. RefSeq lists its product as uncharacterized. Lineage: Eukaryota; Metazoa; Mollusca; Gastropoda; Physidae. The record is from RefSeq and is a predicted model, not a curated record. Gene Ontology annotation, molecular function: protein binding.
AGCAAGGUCAUGUUUCAAGUACAGCAAGAUGAACAAUCGAUAAAAGUCAAGUAAUGAUUAAAAAAACGACAACUGCUACUGCUUUGAGACCGUUUAACUACACUUUGAAUCAAACUGCUGAAAUUUUAUAGAAACAAGUAGUAGUUUGAUUUUGCCAUUGCAUUAUGGCCUUCAACAACUACGAUCACAUUUUCACCACCUCAACCUUAUGCAUCAUCGUUAUUUUUUUGUAUCUCAUGUCAUGCUGUCAUUCGUGUGAUUCGGGAACAUGCCUGGAAAAAUCCCAUAGUAUGGUAUGUACUACUGGAAAUGAAGAAUGUUCAACACCAUUCGUGUGCAGGAGUGAUAAAAAUAAUAUUAACCGUUGCUUGUGUGCAGUAAACAACUAUUACACAUCAUCAACCACCAGUUGCACUUCAGUUACACAGCUCCAAGUACAAAGUCCAUCUGUACAAAGUAGAACAACCAGCUCCAUCUACAUAACUUGGACAGUCAACUCUCAAAACCCUGCCAAUGUCAAUUAUAAAAUACAAGCUGGCUCUUCAAGCCCAGUUACAGCAGGUUCUAAUGGAGGGAAUGCCACUGGUCUAAGUCCUGGACAACAAUACAACUUGUUGAUUAUUUCUACACUUCCUGCAGACAUGUACUAUCCCGAUCUAACUACAAAUGUUUCAGUUACAUUUUUGACUUCCAAACUGCAUGGCCAAGAUUGUAGUGCAGACUUUGAUUGUGAUAAUCAGUUUUCAUGUGUAGACUACAAAAGUGGUGGCAAAAAAUGUCUGUGUAAAGAUGGGUUUUAUUAUUAUACAGGAACCAGUAAAUGUACUUCAAUUACACAGCUCCAAGUACAAAGUCCAUCUGUACAAAGUAGAACAACCAGCUCCAUCUACAUAACUUGGACAGUCAACUCUCAAAACCCUGCCAAUGUCAAUUAUAAAAUACAAGCUGGCUCUUCAAGCCCAGUUACAGCAGGUUCUAAUGGAGGGAAUGCCACUGGUCUAAGUCCUGGACAACAAUACAACUUGUUGAUUAUUUCUACACUUCCUGCAGACAUGUACUAUCCCGAUCUAACUACAAAUGUUUCAGUUACAUUUUUGACUUCCAAACUGCAUGGCCAAGAUUGUAGUGCAGACUUUGAUUGUGAUAAUCAGUUUUCAUGUGUAGACUACAAAAGUAGUGGCAAAAAUUGUCUGUGUAAAGAUGGGUUUUAUUAUCAUACAGGAACCAGUAAAUGUACUUCAAUCACACAGCUCCAAGUACAAACUCCAUCUGUACAAAGUAGAACAACAAGCUCCAUCUACUUAACCUGGUCUGUCGACUCUGGAAUCCCUACCAAUGUCAAUUAUAAAAUACAAGCUGGCUCUUUAACAUCACUCGCAGCAAGUUCUACUAGAGGAAAUGCCACUGGUCUAAGUCCUGGACAAGAAUACAACUUGCGGAUCAUUUCUACACUGCCUGCAGACAGCUACUAUCCUGAUCUGAGUACAAGUGUUUCAGUUACAUAUUGGACUUCAAACACGUAUGCUGGACAUUGCAGUGACUCAACAUCAGAUUGUGAUGUUGGUACAAAAUGUAUAACACCAUUUACCACUGCCAACACAUUAUGUUUUUGUGACAUUUAUCAGAAUUAUGCUACAGAUAACUUUAGAUGCCUUUCCUUGAGCAGCUUACAGGUAAAAAACGUACAAUGGACAGUAGGAACACACAGCAUCAAUUUCACCUGGUCAACUACAAAUGUACUCAGAGCCAAUGCUACAUAUGCCAUCAUUUAUGCAGCCAACUCAAACACAUUGCUAAAUACAUUUUCUGGAGCUACUGGAGCAAGUUUGACCAAUCUUGUCACAGGAACCAAAUACAGCUUGAGGAUUAGAAGUGAAUUACCAAGUGACAACUAUUAUAACAGUCUAAGUUUCAUUGGUGAUGUUCUUGAUAUUGUAACGUAUCCUGGGAAGCCAGGAUAUGUUUAUAAUGUUACACAACUAUCAAAUACUACAACCAACGGACCAUACGAGUACAUAAUUUAUUUUGGUGCAUCGGAAGGCAAUGUAGCAAGUUAUACAUUUGUUAUAAAGAACAACACUGGUCUUGUAGACACUUUGAGCAACACCACACCAUCUGUUGUAUCGAAUAAACUGACCCCAGCGAGAAUCUACUCGUAUGAAAUAACAGCACAAAACACUGUAGGAAACGUGAGUGAGACAACAACUGGCACUUUUUCAACAUAUGCAAGCCGUAAGUAG